AUGUUUGCCACAAAGAAGCGACGUGAAGACUACACGGUGGGUUGGGUGAGCGCACUGCCUCUGGAGAUGGCUGCUGCGGUCGCUAUGCUGGACGAGCGACACGAUCCUUUGCAAUCAGUGGCCGGGGACGACAACGUUUACCAGCUCGGGCAGAUGUGCGGCCAUAACGUUGUUAUCGUUUGCUUGCCCUCGGGCGUCUACGGCACCACCUCGGCGGCUGCGGUCGCGUCCAACAUGCGCAGGUCGUUCCCAAACAUCGUGUACGGCUUGAUGGUGGGAAUUGCUGGCGGAGCUCCACAAAAAGGAGUUGAUAUUCGGUUGGGAGAUAUUGUGGUCGGUCAUCCCACAGGCACUGAAGGCGGCGUCGUGCAAUAUGACUAUGGGAAGAUUUUGUCAGGGGGGAAAGCGCAACGUACCGGGAUGUUGAACAAGCCGCCACCGCGUCUACUGACGGCUGUCGCGACUCUGAGGGCAAAGCAUGCGCAGGGGGAGAGCCAGGUUCAAACAUUCCUGGAGGACCUCAUUGUAAGAAACCCGACUAUGACUCGAUUUAGUCACCCGGGGCCUGCCAAGGAUAGGCUUUUUCAGCCAACGUACGAACAUACAGGCGCAUCAGCAACCUGUUCCGAAUGUAAGAGCGACGAACUGGUUGUGCGACACGAACGGCCUCUCCACCACCCAGCGGUGGUCCAUUACGGCCUGAUUGCAUCGGGGAAUCGAGUUAUCAAAGAUGGUCCCACCAGAGACAAGCUGGCUGAGGAUUUAGGGGUUUAUUGUUUUGAAAUGGAAGCUGCGGGGCUGGUGGACCACUUUCCUUGCCUGACAAUCCGUGGGAUCUGUGACUAUUGUGAUUCUCACAAGAACAAGGAAUGGCAAGAACACGCCGCCGCAGCCGCAGCGGCAUACGCAAAAGACCUUUUAUCCGUUCUGCCCGACACAAUACACACGCAUGAUGCUGAGUUCAAGGUCAACUUUGACUUGGGAACUGUGCCGGUCAUUGCCAAAUUCGUGGGGCGCAGAAAGGAUCUGGAAAAAUUAUGGUCGCUGCUACAGCCCCAAAGUCCGAGUUGGAGAAAGGUCGUCGUUAUGCAUGGACUAGGCGGCAUCGGGAAGACGCAACUGGCGCUUCACUUUGCUCGGACGCACAAGGAGGACUAUACCGCGAUCUUUUGGCUUGAUGCGAAGGAUAAGGAAACCCUAUCCCAAUCAUUCGCAACGACCGUUCGGCCACGGUGCCCUGGACUCCAGGCGAGAGAUUAUCCCACGACUGAUGAAGAAAUAAAAGAACAUGCGUUGGAGGCACAGACGUGGCUCGCGAAAGAAGGCAACUCCCGCUGGUUGCUUGUAUUUGACGGGGUUGAGGAGAAGGACGGCGGCUACAACGUACAAGAUUUCUUCCCUCGGGCGGAUCACGGGUCAAUCCUUCUCUGCACCCGAGCCUCCAAUAUGAGAACCUUGGGAACCGAGUUUCGGCUGGGUAAGCUAGAGAAUGAUGAUUCCUUACGAAUACUAGCUGGGACAUCUGACCUGGGCAUUGAAAGCAAAGGUGGGAUCAUCUAUGACACCCUUACAUCCGCUGAUCCAGCUAACAAAGGAUCACGCCCAGACUCAUACUCGGAGUUGGUAGAGCUCUCCCGCCGCCUCGAUGGCCUUCCAUUGGCGUUGGUUCUUGCCAGGUCCUACAUGGAAGAGACUGGCACAAGCCCACAUGACUAUCUGGAGAUGUACUCCCAGUCGUGGCGCGAUCUUCAGGAAAAGACAGAAUGGAUACAAGAUUGUUCGAGUGGAAACUUGAUGACAACAUGGAAACUCGCUCUCGAUGAGAUCCAGCAGAAAGAGCCUUCAGCAGCUUGUCUAUUUCUGCUCCUAUCCUGCUAUAACCACCACGACAUAUGGUACGAGCUUUUGCAAAAUGGUCAGCGUGCCGAUCAAGACAUCCCGUCUUGGCUUAAAGAUAUUUCAUCAAGCCGCUUCGAAUUUGCUCGAUGCAUGAAGGCGCUUCUGCAAUUCUCCCUUGUCGAAUCGAGUGAUGCGGGAAAUAGCUACUCACUGCACCCUGUGGUACAUGAUUGGUGCAGGGAUUACUUACUCCAGAAGAGCGAGAUUUCGCUUGUGUCCAUCGCACUGGUUUCUGUUGGCUUCUCUGUCCCAGCCGAUAAUGACGCCAGUACUUGGGCUCUGCAGAAGCGAUUACUACCUCAUGCCGAUCAGCUCUUCCGGCUGCUUGAUGGAAAGUCCGGAGUGGCUCUGUCAUCUAUGACUCUCACUGCAACUCGCCAAAUAGGGAAUCUCUACCUCUACUGUGGCAAGUAUGAUCAGGCCGAAUGUAUGUACAAGAAAGCUCUCGACGGGUACGCAACAGUUGGCGCAUCUGACUCCUCUGCCUUGAAUGCACUUGACAACCUUGGGUUGGUGUAUUCCGCGCAAGGGAGGUUUUCGGAUGCAGAAGUAGCCCACUUUGAGGUUCUACGACAAAGGGAGGAGGAACUGGGGCCCAAUAACCCGUCCACUCUUACUACGAUCCAUCAUUUAGGCGCGCUAUAUGCAGCACAGGGCAAGCUGGAAGAAGCCAUCGCCAAGUUUCUGCAGGCAUUAGACGGGAGGAGGAGGGUACUGGGCGUGAGCCAUACCUCCACCAUGGAUACCAUGAAUAAGCUGGCGAACGUUUAUCUAGAUUUGGGCAACUUGCUGAAGGCACAGGAACUCUAUGAAAACGUCCUAAGCAGUUACUCCCCCCGUGGCCUUCAUUCAAGCCUCGCAAUCACUGACACGAUGAAUAACCUUGGGCUAGUAUAUCUGAAACAGGGAGACUUUGCCAAGGCUGAAAAAAGAUACCUAAAAAUCCUCGAGGAUUUGGAACAGCUGGCCCCCGACCACUCAGCAACCUUUAAUGCCAUUGACAAUCUGGGGCUUCUUUAUUCUAACCAGGGAAAAUAUGAAGAAGCAGAAAAGAAGUUCCUAUACUCUUUAGCAGGCCGGCAGCGAUCACUGGGCACGAAUCAUGCGUCUGUAUUCCGGACUAUGGACAUGCUAGGGACUGUGUACAUGAUGCAGGGUCGAUUAGGGGAUGCUGAAAGAACAUACUCCAAGGCACUGGAAGGGGCAAGGGAACUGUCUGGACUCUAUCCUACACUUUCGCUGGAUAUUGUGAACAACUUGGGGAACUUGCACUUUACUCUAGGAAAGUACGGCGAUGCUGAAGGGUGCUUUCUCGAAGCGAAAAAUGGGUAUGAACGAGUGGCUGGCCGCAAUCAUACUUCAACUCUUGAUGUUGUUGUGAAUUUAGGCACUGUCUAUAGAGCACAGGGCAAGUAUAGGGAGGCGGAGUCAAUGUACACCAGAGCUGCGGACGGUUACAGAGCUACGUCGUCUUCUACGCCUACGUCAACUAUUGACGUAAUGAACAACCUCGGUAUUUUGCACUUUGAACAGGGGAGGUUUUUCGAAGCGGAAAAGACUUUACGCCAGGCUACAAGUACCGCCAGGCACUUGUUGGGCCGUGAUCACCCUUCUACCCUUGAGACACUCCACAAUCUCGGCUUUGCCCUCAUCCAUCAGGGGAAGUUCGAAGAAGCCGAUGAUAGGCUUUCUGCCGCGUUGGAGGGAAGAAGGAGGACUGUAGGGUACGAUCAUCAAUUCACUCUGGAUACAUUAAACAACAUGGGCUGUCUCCGGAGACACCAAGGGCGAUUCUCCGAAGCGGAGGAGAUGCACCAGACGUCUCUUCAGGGGCUCACACAAGCCCUUGGCCCGGACCAUACUUUGCCUCUUGAGGCGACUCAUAAUCUCGGAGUUCUAUACUAUCAGAUGGGCAGAAUGCAGGACGCGGCAAGAAUGUGUCGAGAGGCACUAUCGGGACUAGAACAUACCCUGGGUCCCAGUCACAUCAGUACGAUGGAAUCCCUUCUUUGCCUGGCAAAUGUGCUUCGUGAGCAGGGUGACAUAGAAGGGGCAACGCAGAGCUAUACACGGGUCAUAACAACCGUGGAAGAGACAUUAGCUCCCAACCACCCUUUUAUAUCCCGCGCACUAGGUGAAUAUGCGAAACUCUUGGGCCAGGAGGGGAAGAUUGAUGAGGCGGAGCGAGUAUAUACCAAUGCUCUACGGGGCUUAGAGCUGUCUCUUGGCUCAGAGCAUAUAUACGCGAUUCGAAUCGAGGCUCGAAUGGCAGAACUCUAUGAAACGCGUGGAAGCCUGAAGAGAGCCAAAACAGCCUAUUCCAGGGCGCACCAGGCUUACAGACGUGCGCUCGGGCCAGGCCACAGAGAUACGAUGGAUAUGGCUGAUAGGGUGAACUUUCUUUCAACACGGAUCUCUCAGGUGCAAUAUCAGAACGUGGUUGUGCUCGCUUCCAUACCAAUUCUAAUCACCAUUGCAAUGUGGGUUGGUCGGGCGUUACGGAGACGUUAG
This is a messenger RNA of Aspergillus calidoustus, 4410 nucleotides long. Lineage: Eukaryota; Fungi; Ascomycota; Eurotiomycetes; Eurotiales; Aspergillaceae. The record is from the annotation of a GenBank genome assembly.